AUGCCCAUGUGUGUUUAUUCUCAUGCGCAGCACGUACUUCCUCCUCUAUAUAAAGGCCAUGCAGCAUGCCAGCCAGAGCCAACUUAUACUUCUCAAGAUUAUUACCAACAACAACAACAAAAACCUCAAGUUAUGGCAAUGCAAUUACGUUCUUUUCUCUUAGGCAUACUGCUACUAAUUGGCUUUGCUUUCACAAAUAGCGAAGCUGAUAUUAGAGCUCCACCCACACAUUUUGACACUGCUUCUCUCAAUAGGAGCAGUUUUCCAGAAGGGUUCAUAUUUGGUGUAGGUUCUGCAUCUUACCAAUAUGAAGGUGCUGCAAAAGAAGGUGGUAGAGGACCAAGCAUUUGGGAUACCUUCACCCACAAAUAUCCAGAAAAGAUUAGCGAUAGAAGCAAUGGAGAUAUCACUAUUGAUCAAUAUCACCGCUAUAAGGAAGAUGUGGGGAUUGUGAAGAAUAUGGGGUGGGAUGCUUAUCGAUUCUCUAUCUCAUGGUCAAGAUUGUUACCAAAUGGAAAGUUAAGUGGAGGAGUGAACAAGGAAGGAAUUAAAUAUUACAACAAUCUCAUCAAUGAGCUCUUACGCAAUGGUUUAACGCCAUUUGUGACACUCUUCCAUUUUGAUCUUCCUCAAACUUUAGAAGAUGAAUAUGGUGGUUUCCUAAGCCCUCAUAUUGUCAAUCAUUUUCAAGAUUACGCAGAACUUUGUUAUAAGGAAUUUGGCGACCAAGUAAAGCAUUGGAUCACACUGAAUGAGCCGUAUACCUUCAGUAACUAUGGUUAUGCAACCGGGUCCCAAGCGCCGGGACGAUGCUCCACUUGGCAGCAGCUAAACUGCACUGGCGGAGAUUCAUCUACAGAACCAUAUUUGGUAACACACCACCAGCUCCUUGCUCAUGCAGCUGCCGUAAAAUUGUACAAAAAUAGAUACCAGGCGUCUCAAAAUGGAGUGAUAGGGAUAACACUGGUGUCAGAUUGGUUUGAGCCCUUAUCAGAAGAAAAAGAAAAUAAAAAUGCUGCAUUACGAGCUUUGGAUUUUAUGUUCGGAUGGCAAGUGUUUGCUGAGCCAUUGACAAGUGGUGACUAUCCGCAAAGCAUGCGAUCUCUUGUCGGAAGCCGAUUACCAAAAUUCACAAAAGAACAAUCCAAGUUGCUAAUUGGUUCAUUUGAUUUUCUUGGACUAAAUUACUAUACGGGUUACUAUGCAAGUGAUGCACCUCGAAAUAACUCGGUAUACGCAAGCUACACAACAGAUGCCGGCGUUAACCUUUCAUCUGAGCGUAAUGGGGUCCCCAUCGGUCCAAAGGGUGCUUCGGAAUGGUUAAAUGUUUAUCCACAAGGAAUUCAACAUCUUUUACUCUACACAAAGAAAAAGUAUCACAAUCCAAUUAUUUACAUUACCGAAAAUGGUGUGGAUGAGUUGAAUGAUCCGAAAUUAUCACUUGCCGAAGCCCUUAAUGAUACCCAUAGAAUUGACUACUACAAUCGCCACCUUCAUUAUGUUCAAAGUUCUAUUGACAAUGGUGUCAAAGUGAAGGGAUUCUUUCCGUGGACGUUGCUAGACGACUUUGAAUGGAGUUCGGGAUUCAGUGUUCGAUUUGGUAUCACCUAUGUAGAUUACAACAAUGGGCUUAAAAGGCACCCAAAAGUCUCGGCGCACUGGUUCAAAAGUUUCCUUAAGAAGUAUUGA
Messenger RNA from Prunus armeniaca (apricot), 1689 nucleotides. NCBI's taxonomy places the organism in Eukaryota, Viridiplantae, Streptophyta, Magnoliopsida, Rosales, Rosaceae. The record is from the annotation of a GenBank genome assembly.